AUGCAUAGCAUGAGUAGGGUCAUAUUUUUAAUGCCUAAAAAACUCUUAUCUAACAACUUUUUACAAAAAAACUACUUUCGUAACAUAGUAACGUUCAUAGAGACAGUGGAUUGCUACAGGAAGGCUGUGUCUAGUGGCGUUGUUGUUGCCAAAUUUGGCGCCGAAUGGUGUGGACCUUGUGUCAACUCGAGGCCGCUAUUUGAAAAAUUAAGCAAUCAGAUGAAAUCGGUCAAAUUCAUCGAGUUGGAUAUAGACAAAUUGCCUGAAUUGGCUGAGGAGCACAGAGUUACUACGAUUCCCAUGUUCAAGAUUUAUAAAAAUGGAGAAGUUGUGACAGAACUUGUUGGAUCAGAUAUACCUAAGUUGGAAUCGGAAAUCGUUACACACGUCACACCCCCUCAAAAGUAG
Molecule: messenger RNA, 408 nt
Organism: Babesia microti strain RI
Lineage: Eukaryota; Apicomplexa; Aconoidasida; Piroplasmida; Babesiidae
Product: Thioredoxin-1
Exons: 5
Coding region: 1-408 (135 amino acids)
Source: RefSeq, a predicted model, not a curated record